GAUUCGACGGAAGCUCGCACCGUAGCUCGUCUGCCGUCGGAUCCCACGCUUCCCACAGGCUCCCAGGAGAUCGGCCGUACCGGAGCGAUUUCACGUUUGCCGCGUCGAUAGUCAAGUGAUUUUAUUCUAGACCAGCAGCCCAACCGACAAGAAAGCCGAAACUCUUUUUAUUUUAGAAACUUUUCCCUCCCGGUGUGUAGUGCUGCUGCGUGGCGUUCUCGUGAAAUACUUCGUUUUACAGCGAAAACGUGCAGCCGAUCCGCCGGUUGUCUUUGGCGUGGCUUGUGCGGUGAGCGUCGGCUAUCUGGGACUCUCAAAAAAGUAAUUAAUGCUGAGUCACUCGAUCGUCAGCGACAGGCCUGUUUUGGUGGUGCGACUUUGUUUUUGUGACAUCGGUGGAAAAGUUUCGCCGUGGUCGACUGCGCACAGAAGGCUAUCAGCGAAAGAUCGAGGACCCCACGUCGAAGCAGCCGUGGCCCCCCGUUGCCACCAGUUCGAGCUAGAGGAGCCUCCGACAAGACGCCGGACGAGAACAUGCGAGAGAAGUCCUGUUAACUCCGGUUCGAACAUGUGCGGACGACGAUCAUGCAUAUCAUUGUGUGUGAUAUCCCUGCUGUCCGUUGUGCUGGGCAUGCUGACACUCCUAGGCUUCGACAACAUCUUCAGGCUCAUCCUGAACAAGGAGGUGUCUCUCGCAGAGCACUCGCGGGCUUUCCCCAUGUGGAGGGACGUUGGUCACGAUACCUUGGUGCGCUUCUACUUCUUCAACGUAACAAAUCCCGACGAGGCCUUGACAGGACGAAAACCAUCGGUGAAGGAACUUGGGCCAUACACUUACAGGGCUGAGUGGGUCAAGCACAACAUAACAUUCCAUGACAAUGGCACAAUGUCAUACACAGAGACCAAGCGCUAUUACUUUGAAAGAAGUCUUUCCAUAGGGCCCGAAGAGGACGAGAUCAUGACGGUCAAUGUACCUUUUGUGACCACCGCCCAGCUUCUGAAGGAGCAGAACUUCAUCAUCCGCGGCAUCGCCUCUCUGACCCUGUCUGGCCUGGGCCAACGCAUCUUCAUCUCUCGCACGGUGGGCCAGCUCACCUUCGGCGGCUACCCCGACAUCCUCAUCCUGCUGGGCUCCGUCGUGGACUCCGGUUGCCCGAGGCCCGGCCAGCCAGGGUUCAACAUCCAGGACGUGUUCCGGAAUGGCUACCGGGCCGUCACCAAGGUCCUUGGAUCUCUCGUGGACCCCAACCAGCAGGGGACCAACGGAAAGUUCGGCUACAUGAUUAACAAAAAUGACACGGUCGACGGAGAGUACACAAUCUUCACGGGGGAAAACGACAUCUCUCAAGUGAACAAGGUCUACGAGUUCAACAAGCAAAGGGAACUGAAUGUGUGGCACGGUGAGGAAUGCAACCAGCUGAAGGGAACACUGGGACACCUUCGCCCACCCCUGUCUAAAGAUGACGAACAAGUCAUCUUCAUUCCCGACAUAUGCAGGUCCAUUCCGACGGAGAAUAUGGGCUACGAGGACUUCAUGGGCCUGAAGGUCAAACGCUUUGUGGCUGGCCCGUUGGCCUUCGACAGUGGCCAGAAGUUCCGCGAAAACAGCUGUUUUGCCGCUGGAAAGGAACUGCCGGAAGGGGGCACUGACCUCGGACCCUGCAAGCAGGGUGCUCCUCUGGUGCUCUCCUUCCCCCAUUUCCUCUACGCCGACCCGGCCUACCUGGCCGACGUUGACGGCCUCCACCCGGAUGUCACCAAGCACCAAUUUUUCUUCAACAGCGAACCCACCCUCGGCGUCACCGUGAAUGUUCGUGGUCGCAUUCAAGUGAGCGUGGUUCUGGAGCGGGUCUUUGGUCUUGGUCCCUUCUCACAAGUGGCAGAAGGCGUGCUUCCCCUUUUCUGGCAAGAAACUUAUGUUGAGGCUCGGGGGGACACCCUCAAGAUGCUGAGGACCAUAGUAAACCUUCCAGAAUACGUCCAGUGGUUCUCUGUUGGAAUCAUCAUAGUCAGCUCCAUCGCACUGGCCAGCACAGCAUUUGCCCUGUUCAGGCCUCGAACCAGACGGGGCGACAUCACCAAAGUCCGGCCCAUCAACGGCGCAAGUAAGGCGAAGUACGCGGACACCCACUGCGCCGAUAUCUUGCCAAACAAGGUGGAGCGCAUCAUCCAGAACGGCCUGGAGCGGCUGCCCAACACCUUCGGCAUCACGGCGGCGCGCAACAACUUCAUCAACGAGUUAAAGAGCGGCAACAACAACAACCCAAGGCGUCCCUCAGAACCGUCCGCACCGCCCGAAGUCAACAUCUACAAGUCGUGACCCCUUGGACGUGCCUAUCUGAGCGUUCUUUCUUAGCGGCGGAGACCUACGCUUCCCGUGUAAAUAGUUAGGGACCACCGACCUGUGAAAGUGAACCGCAUGCCAUGUUCGGGUUGGCCCUCGGGUUUUGGGACACUGCAAACAAGCUCAAUUUUCGCUACCAAGGAAAAGCCAAAAAUGACGAGCCAUCCGUGAAUGAAAGUGAGAGCUGACAGGCUUGUGCCAACACCUCGUAGAUAAGAAGACCUAAGCGCUGAAUUUUUGGCGUCGCCAACAGAAGGCCAACUUGGAGCGUACAAAACUGCCGUGUCAGCAUUCAGCUGGAACUCGCGUCGUCGCUGAUUAAAUGCGAGUCUCAGCCAAACGCUGGUGCAGUGCUUGUGUCCAAUCCAUGCUUCACGCUGGCCUUCUUUAGCUGAUGUCGAAGAUUUGGCACUUUGGCUUUGGUACCUAGGAAGUGUCGCUGGUGCUGUGGCGUCAUUUGCCAUGCUGGAUUAGUGUUUUGCGUGAUGUAUGGAAGUUUUAAGAAAAUGAGCAAAUUACCGCAGACAUUUGCCAUUGCUUACAGAGCAAGCCAAAUAUGAGUCGCCUUUGUAUGGAAAAUUUUGCACACCUGUCUGUGGAUGCACGCAUAUCUUUCAUGUUGAGAUGACGUCUAAAGUGAGGAUCACGUCCGUGAUCUGAUUUGAUUGAAGUAUGUGUGUUCUGACUCCUGAGAUCUGCAAAGCAGCCCUAGAAAUGGUCUGUCGUAAUCGAUGUCACAAUGGGAAGAGCAUUGUGAAAACAGACAAUGAUGAUGCGAAGCUAUUCUGCUUAAUAUGGUCCCUGCGCGCUCUGCAAAAAAUUUGUACCAUGUUGGAAGUGCUCUUACGCCUGAAAGUUUGAUCUGUAAAGACAUGUUCGUAAAUGGCUCCAUAGUUGUUGGCCACAAACUUGGUGUACCACAGCCUUUGAUGGAAUCUGUACCAUCUAGCAUAUAAUAUAUCUUUUCUAAGUGUUUUGUAAAAUCUUUAAAUGAGAUGCAGAAACUAUGAUGGUCUGCAUAGGGUAGGUUGACAAGGUUAACCUAAAGCCAUUUUAACCUCUUGUCCUAGUAAUUACAAAGUUUGAUGCCUGAGUUGUAUGUGUAGACUCUGAAUUUGUGUUCUGGUAACAUUUGUGUGUGUGUGCAUAUAUAUGCACUGUACAGUUUGUAGCAAUGAAGAUGACCCUUUCAAGGUAACUAUACUGUGUAACUAUGCAGCAAUACGUUUAAUACAGGCUUUUUUUCUCUAGCAGCAUUUCCAAGAUGAAUUUCAAUUAUACUCAGCGUAACACAAUACUCCUGUCGAUCACGGAUGCCUUUUCAAGUACAAACAAUAGCACAAUGAUGCUACACAGUAUUUUUAAGCAAACGUGACAGCGAGGCCUUUUUUGACGCAUUAAAUAUGCCACACUUUGACCAGCCUGGUCAAAGUAUUGCAGUAUUGUCAUUGUAAUGAGUGGAACCUGCAUGUCCAAUCAAGUGCUUCAUCAUGAGAAACAUGUUUGUUUCUUACAUAUAUGUAUUUAUCACCAUUUCCUAUUGCAAAUACUAUGCAUAAUUCAAACCUAUUUGGCCCGACGCAGGGAGAAACACUGUUUUCUACUUCAGAGCUAUCUAAGCAGUUCCAGUUCUAUGGGACUUGCAAAUCAGAUCCUUUGGUGUACAUAGCAAAUUUCUACCCAGCACCUGUUGGUAUAUGUGUUAGAUAGACUAGACUUCACAACCAUUUUUUUUGUUUGGAAAUACUUCGUUGGUCUUUUUAAUAACAUUCCAGCAGCAGUGUCCAGAUUUUUUUUUAUUUGCCACUGUGAUAAGAAAGUGUCUGUGCUCAUAUUCCAGCUGGAAAAUACAUUUUUUAAGGGUCAUACCAAAGGCACUGUGCAAGGAAUGAAAUAUAUUUAUAGUAAUAAAGGAAUUGACAGCCA
Molecule: messenger RNA, 4270 nt
Organism: Ixodes scapularis (black-legged tick)
Lineage: Eukaryota; Metazoa; Arthropoda; Arachnida; Ixodida; Ixodidae
Product: scavenger receptor class B member 1
Exons: 15
Coding region: 329-2320 (663 amino acids)
Cellular component (GO): membrane; cytoplasm
Molecular function (GO): scavenger receptor activity
Source: RefSeq, a predicted model, not a curated record